This is a messenger RNA of Pseudovirgaria hyperparasitica, 1309 nucleotides long. RefSeq names its product RNA-binding domain-containing protein. Gene Ontology annotation, molecular function: RNA binding. Gene Ontology annotation, biological process: positive regulation of mRNA splicing, via spliceosome. Gene Ontology annotation, cellular component: spliceosomal complex. The coding region runs from base 219 to 1154 and encodes 311 amino acids. The record is from RefSeq and is a predicted model, not a curated record. NCBI's taxonomy places the organism in Eukaryota, Fungi, Ascomycota, Dothideomycetes, Acrospermales, Acrospermaceae. The transcript is spliced from 4 exons.
CCAUCCUCGCUUCUUCCCUCACAUCCAUCCAUCUUCGCAUCAAAGGCGAAGUAUUCCACUCGACGAUACACACAACGUCUAGAUCGUGUUCUUGGGUCGCAUUAGCUGAACCCUCCAGAAUCUAGCUGCUUUUUCCCUUAGCUUACCUCAGCUCCCAAAACAUCACCUCCAGCCGCAGCGCCGCAAAACCUCUUCCCUAUUCACACCAAACAUCAACAAUGGCGGACAUGGACUUUGAGGCCGAAGGCCGUUUCGAAGACGAGAAUCGCGGAUAUGACCGUGAGCGCAGCCGCUCACCUCGAGCUGACCGUCGUGGCGACGAAGACGCAAGAGCUCGUAGCGCAUCUCCCGGUAAUCGUGAUCGUGGCAAUGAUCGCCGUCCUCCAGCUGAGCCUCGCGGCGCACAACAAGAUGACGAGGAAGGUGCUCGCAACCCUGGCUCCAACCUUUUCGUGACUGGUAUACACCCUGACUUGACUGAGGAGGAGGUUACACGUCUCUUUGAGAAGUAUGGAGAGGUUGAGAAGUGCAACAUCAUGCGUGACCCUCACACUCGUGACUCUCGCGGAUUCGGCUUCGUCAAGAUGGUCACUUCUGAACAGGCUGAUGCUGCCAAGGAAGGUCUACAAGGUGAAGUCCAUCAAGGUAGAACCUUGAGCAUUGAGAAGGCUCGCCGUGCUCGCCCUCGUACCCCUACGCCCGGCAAGUACUUCGGCCCUCCCAAGCGCGAUGACUUCCGUGGUCCUCGAGGUGGUGGCGGUCGCUACGGCGGCGACAGGUAUGAGGACCGUCGUGGUGGUGGCUAUGGCCGUCGCGAUGAUCACGGCUAUGGUGGUCGCUCCCGCAACUACGGUGGAGGUGGCGACAGAUAUGAAGACCGCGGCUACGGUGGUCGACGUGACCGAGACGACUACGGCUAUCGUGGUGGUGUUGACCGUUAUGCUUCUCGCGAUGACCGCUACGGUGGACGUGGAGAUGACCGACGCGGCGGAGGCGGCGGCGGCGGUGGCGGUGGUGGAAGUGGCUACUACGAUCGCGAAGACCGGGCUCCUCCAGCUGGUGGUGCUUACGGCGGAGGCGCUCCAGCAGAUGAUACUCGUGGCGGCGGCCGAUCUUACGAAGAUCGUGGUGACGACCGCUAUUCUCGUAGAUGAUGCCUUUUCCGCUAACAAGACCAGGUCCGACUACUCGCGCUUAAAGUCGGAAAGUUGCUCGACAUGCCACGUUAUAAGCUCGACCUUGUGUGUAUUACUCGGCCGACCGUUGGUGAGCAUGUUAACCUUGUAGCGGCAAGUCAUCAUAUUUGUGG